ACCAGUGGAGAUGCUAGCUGGUGUUGCCAGGUGUUCAGACAAUGACGACUGUGUGCGUAUCGGAUCAACAUUCCCGUAGGAUUCGUACCGGAGUUUGAAAGUGGAAUGCGGCGUCGGUUUACUCCCGGAAUGCUCGUACACCUUAACUUCAAUCUUGCUGUUCCCGAGUUCUCCCCAGAUCAGAUUCAGAGGCGUGAUCCUGCUCUCGCCGCUCACGCCGAAAAGCCCCUCGGCCGGCACGGACGUGUCACAAUCCUCCACCGGUCUUUCCUCCACGACCGCUUGGAGAAAACGUCCCAGCCUGAAACGCAAACAAGAUCAUCAUCAAGCAUUGAACGAGCGCUUUUUCAGAUGCCGCCCACGUACCUGAGGAGCACGGAGAGGCGCCACUGCUGGCUGGUCACGGUUCUGCAGGGGUUGACCGAGAGGGCCCACGUGCGUCCCUUGGGAUCCUGGUCCUUUUUAGCGCCCGUGCUGCUCUGCCUGUGAGAGAUUAGCUCCAGGAAGUUGGUGAGGAGGACGGCGGGCCGUGCCGCGAGCAGGGCCGGGUAGUGCUCCAGCAGCACGUCCAGGACCUUCAUGGCGUCUUCUUGGAUGCCCAACUCAAUGUGAGUCAUGGCACAACACAGGUGGGCACUGAGGAGGGGGAAAAAGGGGGCCACUCGUUCCGCAGGCACAGACUGGGAAAUAUACCUGCAAUUUAAGUCAGUGUUGUUUUAGGGAGAUUGAGAGGUAAAAAGGACACCUGUUUUGCUAGCGAUUCACACGCAAAUAUAUAUAUAGGGCCAGAUUUAUUUGUGGUGGACCGCCACAAAUAAAUGUACUGCAAACCCCUGUAACACAAGUUAUUAUUGGAUCUGAAGUUGUUACCAGAUGAGGCACAAUGGGCCUACUAGUAAGUGAGUGCAAAGUAAGAGCACAAUUCGUCAAUGGCGAUUUAAAUGUAUUUGUGGUGGACCGCCACAAAUAAAUGUACUGGAAACCCCUGUAACACAAGUUAUUAUUUGAUCUGAAGCCGUUACGUGAUGAGGCACAAUGGUGAGUGCAAAGCAUGGCCAAAUUCAUCAGUGGCAAUUUAAAUGUAUUUGUGGUGGACCGCCACAAAUGAAACCCCUGUAACACAAGUUAUUAUUUGAUCUGAAAUUGUUACGGGAUGAGGCACAAUGGGCCUCCUAGUAAGUGAGUGCAAAGUAACAGCAAAAUUCAUCAGUGGCGAUUUAAAUGUAUUUGUGGUGGACCGCCACAAAUAAAUGUACUGGAAACCCCUGUAACACAAGUUAUUAUUUGAUCUGAAGCCGUUACGGGAUGAGGCACAAUGGUGAGUGCAAAGCAUGGCCAAAUUCAUCAGUGGCGAUUUAAAUUUAUUUGUGGUGGACCGCCACAAAUAAAUGUACUGGAAACCCCUGUAACACAAGUUAUUAAUUGAAUAGAAGCAGUUACGGGAAGGCUAAAAAAAAAUAGUAAUUUACAUGGUCAGUUGACUCACUAACCUGAGCACACGUGUGGCGGCCACACGAACGUUUCCAUCCUUGUCAGUGAACACAGCAGCCACCUCUGAGAGCAAACGUGACAGAUGCUGCUCUAACAGAGACGGGUUCACGGACAGCAGCUCUCUCAAACCCAGCAAGGCACUGUGUUUCACGUUGGCGUUGUAAUGGUGAAGCUGGGACAACAGGUCCUGGUAAAGAUAAAGCGCACAAAGCAGCGUUCCAUAACAAUUCCAGAGCGGUGUUUUAUAUCCUGAAGGCACAGACACUGGACUUACGUUGAUGCCAAGCUGUCUGUGGGUGGUGGGACCACUGGUGUCCGUCCUCAGCUGCUCAGGUAGAUGUAUUCCCUUCGUUCGGAAGUUUGUAUUGGUGGCGUUGUCAGCUCUGGGCUUCUUCUUUCCCACUUUUAACUUGACCUUUUGGAAGUCAUCCUGUCUCUUCUUCUUCUUGGAUUUCAUUGCAACAAUCUGAUGCCAAACCUAUUCAUGAACAUCAAGGUAAAGGUGGCAUUUAAAGGCUGGUAGUGUGUCUUUGCAAAGCAAUUGAGAAUUUAAUGAAUCGAUAUGCACUACAUAUUGCCAAUUAUCAAAAUCGGUUCGUGGAAGUUAGAUCCAUAUAUACAGUAUAUACAUUGUACUGGACAGCUGUGUCUAUUAGUAGCAUUAGCAAGCUAACAGAACAUCAUCAUCAGCGUGUUUGAGGGAACUUACGUCACUCUAAGGUCUCGGCUCCAAGAUUUAAACUGUAGCACACUUUCAGUUGUCUGGAUUUGAAGGAAAAAGGCACAAUGUUAACUAUGUGCCCCGAUCGGUUCUGAUUAAAGUGUGCAUGUUUUCAUAACCACCGCCUCUUUUUUCAAACCGGCGGCGGGGCUUACAGAAUAAAACAUUCGUGGCGGAAAAUCUAAUUUUGGUACGACGAGGCAAUACGUGCAGUAACGUUUUAAUGCACAAACAACGUGACAAGUGUACGAUAUCGCUGCUAUAUUUGAGUAAAAAUAUCAGCGUGUUCAAUACCUUUCACAGUUCUCCUUCAGUCUACAACGGUGUGUCCGGGUGUACAACAGCAACACACUACAUAGUCGCCGUCGUAAAUGCCUGGGACUAAUGAUUUUUGUUUUUAAUAUUUACUUUUAAAUUCCAACUUUCAGGGACAAAUUGUGUUUGUGUUGUAUUCAUAUAUUUUUGGUAUUGGUAUAUCGGUACCACAAUUCAGUAAAAAGAAAAAAAUAAUCAUACAUUUUUAAGCAGGCACAUCUCCGGGCUGUCCUUGUCUUUCUCGGGGGUAUCUCCCAUGGACACAAUUUAGUCACCUCUCACAGCUUUCGUCUUUUGGAUCGACUGCCAGAAGUCCAAGGAUAUUUUCAUGCGUAUUAACUGAUCUCAGCAGCAAAGAAAGAAGAAAUGGAGUCUGGGGCAUCGGUCUGUCACUUUAAGAACGGCAACCCAAACACAACGGCUCAAUUUAAGCAGAAGAAGGGCAAAAACCCCAAGGGAAAGCAGUUUCUGCAGCAGGCUGAUGACAUAGUGUAUGCCAAAGGAGCAUCCUUCCAGACCGUGCCCUCUCUCGGAAAAGUGUUGAACAAGAUCAUAGAGCCUAUGCUUGGCCUCCAGUAUGUGUGGGAGUACCGCAGCCCCAGUAAGACCGUCCCGCCGCACUACCUGUGCAAAAUUUGCUCGGUGUCACGCUUGCUGCAAGACAUGGUUGCUCACGUGAAAAGCUGGAGACACAACCUGCGAUACUUGAAAAAAGAAUACCCCAAUAAGGUCACGUCUGAGGAGGAGGAGUGCCUCAAAGAUGCCACCCUGAAGAAGAAGGUUAAGGAUAUCACAGCCGAAGUGGAGAAGAUGGAUGGGAGAGGACAAAUCAAGGUCGUCAUGAAGGAGCCUUGUAACAUACCUUCUUUCAAAGGAUUACCUACUGCUUUUCCUAAGGCCAUCCCCCCGCCAGCACCAGCAAUGGGGCUAAAUGGGCCGCACCACACUUGUUUCCCAGGUCCAGUGUUCGACGACCAGUCGUUUCACGAGGAGUUUCCCCCAAACGAAGGUCCUUACGAACAAUAUCCUGCGGAAUUUCAGACAUCAGACUAUCAAGGCUUUCCAUCCGAUCACCGGUUCCCAGACUCUGACAUGGGUCCAGGAUCCUACCCAGAUCGGCCGGGAGAUGACUUUAGAGCCAAUAACGGACAAGGUCGCUACAACCCCGGCGAAAUGUUUGACAACUACCAAAGCCCCACAAUGGGGGGCAGUUUAAUGGACUUGCACACGAAGAAGCCGUUCGACAUGCCAAGACCCCCCAUCGUGCCGCCAGCGCCAGCCACCGGCAUCCAUUCGAAUGCGCUGCUCGAUUACCUGGACACCUUCCAGAUCGAGAAUGAGAAGGAUGCACAGCUGGUGCUGAAGGUGACGCAGAAACUAACGGACCUGCUGAUGGAGUUCAGACUGAAGAGCAUAUCAUCUGCGGGUCCUAGUAUGAGCAGCUUGUCAAUGAACUCGGGGUUCUCGUCAAUGUCGUCCAGCUUGCCAAGAAACGACAGAUUUUCACUUCCUUUAACCAAAGGUAAGGAUCAUCCUUUCGGCCAUGACACCAAUUCAAAUGCAGAGGGAGUAAGAACUCGGCCAUUUCUUUUUCUUCCUGUUUUAAUUUAACUAAGUCUUUCAAUGCUGUUACUGUGCAUGCAGGUCCAUCUCGUUAUUCCGACGGUCCCCUCAGGUUCUAAACAUGAAGAUUCUUCCCGUGGUGAACAUUCAGGAGUCGCUCUUUUUUUGUAUAUAUUGCUUUUUUUUUAUUUUUGGACUUUUAGUUUAUUAAAACAAAACCUUUCUUCAGUCUUUGAAUUUUAAAGAAUUUUCAGUCACUUCAUCUGAUGGAAGGAACAUGUUCAUUGGAAAUAAACAAUUAUAUUCAAG
Messenger RNA from Doryrhamphus excisus (bluestripe pipefish), 4399 nucleotides. RefSeq lists its product as uncharacterized. NCBI's taxonomy places the organism in Eukaryota, Metazoa, Chordata, Actinopteri, Syngnathiformes, Syngnathidae. The record is from RefSeq and is a predicted model, not a curated record.